AUGCGCGCCACAUUGUGGAGGAAGGAGUACGAGUCCACGAAUAGACGGCCCUCUGCUCAUGAUAUUAUUCGGUGGUACGACGCCCACUCGGACGAGGCGUGGGGCGACGACAAGCCCACCGUGAUGGAGACGCGCGUGCACGCCAAGUGCCUGCGGAGCGUCGCGUCCGUGCGCAACUACUUCCGCGAGUACCGCGCCAAGAAGAAGCACGAGCAGGGCAGGCAGCGAGGAUGA
This is a messenger RNA of Monoraphidium neglectum, 234 nucleotides long. RefSeq lists its product as hypothetical. The transcript has 4 exons. Bases 1 to 234 code for a protein of 77 amino acids. The record is from RefSeq and is a predicted model, not a curated record. Lineage: Eukaryota; Viridiplantae; Chlorophyta; Chlorophyceae; Sphaeropleales; Selenastraceae.